This is a messenger RNA of Prunus armeniaca (apricot), 252 nucleotides long. Lineage: Eukaryota; Viridiplantae; Streptophyta; Magnoliopsida; Rosales; Rosaceae. The record is from the annotation of a GenBank genome assembly.
AUGAGUCCUUCUUUAGCAACUUCGGGAAAGGGAAGGGUAGCCCAAAGUUCGGGUAAGGCCAACCCAAUAGCCCGACUCAUACUUACAAAACGGGUCGGAUACAACCCAGUCCAGCACACCGUCACACGAGGCCUGCUACGUGUAAAGCGUGAACUCAUCGUGCUUAGACAAUCGGACGGUCCAGAAAGCUUCCAAAACGGGUUGGCUACAACCCAGUCCAGCACACCGUCACACGAGGCCUGCUACGUGUAA